CGCUUUGGAGAUGGGGAGAGGGACACUUACCAAAUCGACUACCGAAGGAUUGUAGGGGACAUGGAACCAGCACGGCCUCGAAUCUUGAACCGAGAUGGGGAACAACCUCAUCCAUAUGGGGCCUAUGCCCACCCAACACUACAUGGACAUGGGCAUGAGACCGCAGCCCAGCGAUACAGCGCUACACGCAUCCAAGCUGGAUAUGAACCAGAAAGCAUGGCAGACUAUUUGAUCAGUGGUGGCACAGGUUAUGUUCCUGAAGAUGGACUGACAGCACAACAACUCUUCUCUAUCGGCGAUGGACUUACAUACAAUGACUUCUUGAUCCUCCCUGGUUUCAUAGAUUUCACUUCUGAUGAGGUGGAUCUAACAUCAGCAUUGACAAGGAAGAUAACCCUGAAGACACCUCUCAUUUCAUCUCCCAUGGAUACAGUCACAGAGUCAUCUAUGGCCAUCGCCAUGGCAUUGAUGGGUGGGAUUGGAAUAAUUCAUCAUAACUGUACUGCUGAGUUCCAGGCCAACGAGGUGCGCAAAGUCAAGAAAUUUGAGCAAGGCUUUAUUACAGACCCAGUGGUGAUGAGUCCCCGACACACAGUAGGGGACGUGUUUGAGGCAAAGACGCGCCAUGGUUUCUCUGGGAUCCCUGUUACAGAGACUGGCAAAAUGGGCAGCAAGCUGGUGGGCAUUGUCACCUCCAGAGACAUAGACUUCCUGUCUGAGAAGGACCAUGACAGACCCCUGGAGGAGGCAAUGACGAAAAGGGAAGAUUUGGUUGUUGCGCCGGCUGGAGUCACACUUAAAGAGGCUAAUGAUAUACUGCAACGUAGCAAGAAAGGUAAGCUCCCCAUAGUGAAUGACAGCGAUGAGCUGGUUGCCAUCAUUGCUCGGACUGAUUUGAAGAAGAACAGAGAUUAUCCUCUGGCUUCCAAGGACUCCCGCAAACAACUGCUGUGUGGAGCUGCUAUUGGUACGAGGGAGGACGACAAGUACAGACUGGACCUUCUCAUGCAGGCUGGGGUGGAUGUGGUAGUGCUGGAUUCCUCCCAAGGAAACUCAGUAUAUCAAAUCAACAUGAUAAACUACAUCAAACAGAAAUAUCCUGAACUUCAGGUAGUUGGAGGCAAUGUGGUGACAGCUGCUCAGGCCAAAAACCUCAUAGACGCUGGUGUGGAUGCCCUGAGGGUGGGCAUGGGGUGUGGCUCUAUCUGUAUCACCCAGGAAGUGAUGGCAUGUGGACGGCCCCAAGGUACGUCAGUGUACAAGGUUGCAGAGUAUGCCAGACGUUUUGGAGUACCAGUAAUUGCUGAUGGAGGCAUUCAGACUGUUGGACAUGUGGUGAAAGCUUUGGCCCUGGGAGCCUCUACAGUGAUGAUGGGGUCACUGCUUGCAGCAACCACUGAAGCUCCAGGGGAGUAUUUCUUUUCAGAUGGUGUCCGUCUGAAAAAGUACAGAGGUAUGGGCUCCUUGGAUGCCAUGGAGAAAAAUAACAGUCAGAAACGCUACUUCAGCGAGGGAGAUAAGGUGAAGGUGGCUCAAGGUGUCUCAGGAUCAGUACAAGAUAAAGGCUCCAUCCACAAGUUUGUUCCUUAUCUCAUUGCUGGUAUCCAACACGGCUGUCAGGACAUAGGAGCAAAGAGUUUAUCCAUUUUGCGGUCAAUGAUGUACACCGGAGAGCUGAAGUUUGAGAAGAGAACCAUGUCUGCUCAGAUGGAGGGAGGAGUCCACGGCCUCCACUCUUACGAGAAGCGGCUUUACUGA
Molecule: messenger RNA, 1758 nt
Organism: Centropristis striata (black sea bass)
Lineage: Eukaryota; Metazoa; Chordata; Actinopteri; Perciformes; Serranidae
Gene: impdh1a
Product: IMP (inosine 5'-monophosphate) dehydrogenase 1a
Exons: 15
Coding region: 61-1758 (565 amino acids)
Biological process (GO): GTP biosynthetic process
Cellular component (GO): cytoplasm
Molecular function (GO): IMP dehydrogenase activity
Source: RefSeq, a predicted model, not a curated record